AUGAUUUUCAAGCUGUUUAAUGGCGUAGGUGAAGCAGGAGAUAUAGGUAUUGCAUUGCUGGUUAGUUUCAUAUUACUUGUCCUCUCUUUGCGCGGUUCAGCAAUCUAUAUUCUGCGUAUCAUGCGUGGUAAGGGGACAUUCAUAUUGACAUCUACUGCUGCCACCAGCGAUAUGAAGAUAACAGGGAACCAUGUGCGCUAUGCGCCCAACCGGCUACUAAUCAACACGGCAGGGGCUGUCCAAGAUAUAUACGGUCAUCACGCUCCCGUCAAGAAAUACGUGAACUACCGGGUGCUGGCGCAACAGGCACCUAAUAUCCUCACGAUGCAAAAUAAACUCCAGCAUAGCCGCCGACGCCGGGUUCUGAGCCAGAGAUUCUCCGCCCGCAGUCUUGAAUCGUGGCAGCCCAGGAUCGUCUCUCAGCUUGAUCGACUAUCCCAGGUCAUACGCGGAUGCUUGAUCACGACGCCCUCUUCAAUGGAGGAUGGAUUGACGACGCCUCUUGACAUGGCACGCACCUGCAAUCACUUCGACACUCUCCGAUCGUCGAACUAUCGCUAUGUGAUUGAGGCAAUCUCCGCGUCGAGCAUUCGACUCAGCGUGCUUCUGCAAGCGCAAGAACUGGCGACAGGUAACCUGGACGGCCGAUUAUUUCCCUCGUCCAUCGCUGGUCGCAGGCAAUCUGUUCGAAUUAUCCGAGAACUCCUGGGGACGCGGCUGCGUGGCCUUGACAAGGGUGGGGACCUGUUUGCCUUCUUACAGCAAUGCAAGGACCCUGCCGCAGGCGAGGGUCUGGGCCUGACGGAAUUGAGCACGGAGACUGCCACCUUUAUUAUUGCUGGAUCUGAUACGUCAUCAACCACCAUGGCUGCCGUAUGCCACUACGUGACCGGCUCUUCUGAAUCAUCUGCCUCGCUGACAGAUAUCCGCCUGGAACCAACCUUGAAUUCGUGUGUGUUUCUGCGGGCCUGCGUUGAUGAAGCCUUACGCCUCUCGCCACCGGCAGCCAGUGCUCUCUGGCGGGAAGUUGAGGACGGAGGCGCCUCCAUCGACGGACACUGGCUUCCCCGGGGCUGUGAUGUCGGGGUAGGAAUCUACAGCAUUCAUCACCACGUCACCGAGUGGCCAAAGCCCUUUCAGUUCAAUCCUGACCGGUGGCUGGAGGGUCGGGGACUCAGGAAGUCGACGGCCGCACGUACAUGCCCUUCUCGAUCGGGGCCCAGAGCUGUGAUGCUCACCAUGGCCCGUCUAUUCUGGGAAUUUGACAUGUGGAGGCUGGAUCGAAAUGACAGCGAAGCCAAGGAUAUUGGGUAUGUGGUGGCGGAUCUUGUUACGGCCGGGGGUCAGGGUCCCAUGUUGUCUUUCCGACCGCGGAUUUGA
This is a messenger RNA of Aspergillus eucalypticola CBS 122712, 1380 nucleotides long. Its product is annotated as cytochrome P450. The record is from RefSeq and is a predicted model, not a curated record. The transcript is spliced from 9 exons. Gene Ontology annotation, molecular function: iron ion binding; oxidoreductase activity, acting on paired donors, with incorporation or reduction of molecular oxygen; monooxygenase activity. Lineage: Eukaryota; Fungi; Ascomycota; Eurotiomycetes; Eurotiales; Aspergillaceae. The coding region runs from base 1 to 1380 and encodes 459 amino acids.